Molecule: messenger RNA, 1236 nt
Organism: Trichomonas vaginalis G3
Lineage: Eukaryota; Parabasalia; Trichomonadida; Trichomonadidae
Product: protein of unknown function, DUF4106 family
Exons: 1
Source: RefSeq, a predicted model, not a curated record
AUGCCACGUAAGCUACGUAAGAAUAUACGUAAGAGGAAGGGAGCAUUGAAACAUCCAAUAGUAAAACUGACACCACAACAACAGUUGCAACAACAAAUGCUGAAUGACCCCACUAUGUUGCAACAAAUGUCAAGCAACCCUAUGCUUUUAAACCGAGUUAUUGGUGCACAGAGUGGAGGUUUAAGAGCGGCACUUUUAGCGAAAAUGGCAGGCUAUGGUGGAGCUGCAGACGGAACAGCUUAUAACCCUCAAAGUCAAAUGAAUUUGAGUUCACUCAAAAAUCAAAUAACAGAUGUCAAAAAGUCAAACAUAGACAUACAGAAACAAAUAAGUGAAAACGAAAAGAAACUAGAAUAUGACAGACACACAAAGAAACUCAAUGAGUUAAACGUAGAGAAAAAGAAGAAAGAAGAACAACUGAAAGAACUAAGUACAGAGGAAUAUGCGAAAAAAGUGUCAGAAAAAGCAGCAGAAGUAGCAAAAAUGGAACAAGAUGUCAUAAAUUUGAAAAACCAUACUACUCAAUAUAAAGUACUGAAAGAUGAAGAAAUAAAACAAAAAGCCCUGAAGACAUAUAUGGAUAGCGAUGAGUAUAAAAAAGAAGUUGAAGCAAAUGUAAAGGCAGAAAAACUUUUACAGUUGCAAAACCAAACCGUACAGUAUGAAAACUUAGCACAAGAAAGUAAAAAUAACGACGCGGCUAUGCAAAAGGCAAUGAAAAGCUCAGAAUAUAUAAAAGCUAACAAUGACUGGUUAGAUGCCCAAGCCAACGCUAAAGCAGCCCAACUCAUAGGGUCAAUAAGGACAAAAAUACAAGCGGAUGAAGACAGUUCAAAUGAAGCUUUAACAAAUGCUGACUUUAAGAACGCCUUCGAAGCUCUUCAUAGUAAGGUGAAACAAGUGAACGACUUCUCAUCUGGAAAGAAACUGAAGUCUGAAGGUUUCGACAACGAGUUAAAAGAAGUAGCACAAAAUAUGACGAAAAUAACAGAUGCAGCAACGAGACAGGCAGUUCAAAGUGCCUAUGACGCCGUUAGAGCAACUGUUGUGAAAAGUCAAGAAAAAGAGUUACAACAGACCAAAACAGACCUAGUAAAUGCUUUCUUAAGAACGAAAAGUCAGGUAGGACAUUACGCUGCAGAUGGAACAUAUGUGCCAGCUGGUGGAACUUAUAUACCACCAAACCCUCCAAGAGAAGCACCUGCACCAGGACUACCUAGAACAUUUACAUCGUCA